AGGCGAAGAAUAAAUCCGGAAGUGAGUGCUUGCGUUUGUGGCUCUUGCCUUUAGCUAACGUUGCUACGUUUGUGUCUUCGCCGUCCCGUCGGUCUGGGGUUUGACCGCUAAAACUCCAACCCUUACUCGUAUCCAGGCCCGAAUUCACAUUUUGCUGGGGUCUUUGGAGAGAUGAACAACAACGGGAAGAAGAGAGCUCCAACCACAGCCACUCAGCGACUUAAGCAGGAUUACCUCAGGAUAAAGAAAGACCCCGUGCCUUACAUCUGUGCUGAGCCUCUCCCCUCCAACAUACUAGAAUGGCACUACGUGGUGAGAGGUCCUGAGAAGACGCCUUACGAAGGAGGUUACUAUCACGGAAAGCUCAUAUUUCCUCGGGAAUUCCCUUUUAAACCACCAAGUAUCUACAUGAUAACACCCAACGGCAGAUUUAAAUGUAAUAUAAGAUUGUGUUUAUCCAUCACAGACUUCCACCCGGAUACGUGGAACCCGGCGUGGUCAGUCUCCACCAUCCUCACAGGUCUGCUCAGCUUCAUGGUGGAGAAGGGACCCACACUGGGCAGCAUUGAGACCACAGACCAUACGAAAAGGCAACUCUCAGCCCAAAGCCUCGCCUUCAACCUCAAGGACAAAAUCUUCUGUGAACUGUUCCCCGAUGUUGUGGAGGAAAUGAAGCAAAAACAGAAAGCGCAGGAAGAGUUAAACGCACGCACUCAGCCCCUCCCCUUACCUGACGUGGUGCCCGACGGCGACCCUCAACAGGCCCACUACGGCCUCCCCGCCCUCAACGGAGGUCCUAUCCCCCUCGGAGGCGGCAACCCCGCCCAGGGCAUGCAGCAAGCCAAUCGCAACCACGGACUUCUCGGCGGCGCUCUAGCUAACCUGUUUGUGAUCGUCGGCUUCGCCGCCUUUGCCUACACGGUCAAGUACGUGCUGAGGAGCAUAGCGCAGGAUUGAGAGACGGACAAACAUCUGUUGGACGGGGACGUACGGUCCCGAGACUGCUACGGGCUCCGGACGAACAAAAAGUAGCCCGACCCGGGAGGGUGUGGGGAAGGAUCAUUGGCGGCUCAUGGGUUGUGGAAAAAAGUUGCUUCUGUGGAACGACAUCAACAAAAACACUUUUUUUUUUUUCCCCUACUCGCCCUCAGUGAAAAGGCAUUUCUUCCUGAUUAUCGUUUUUAUUCGUUUCUGCUGUUAUGUUUACACAAAAAAAUAAAGGGAGAGGCAGAUGGCACCACUGUAGAUCGCAA
Messenger RNA from Corythoichthys intestinalis (scribbled pipefish), 1253 nucleotides. RefSeq names its product ubiquitin-conjugating enzyme E2, J2 (UBC6 homolog, yeast) (gene ube2j2). The transcript has 7 exons. The record is from RefSeq and is a predicted model, not a curated record. Lineage: Eukaryota; Metazoa; Chordata; Actinopteri; Syngnathiformes; Syngnathidae. Bases 172 to 957 code for a protein of 261 amino acids.